This is a messenger RNA of Pocillopora meandrina, 4456 nucleotides long. The record is from the annotation of a GenBank genome assembly. NCBI's taxonomy places the organism in Eukaryota, Metazoa, Cnidaria, Anthozoa, Scleractinia, Pocilloporidae.
UGAUUGCUGUAAUCACCUGCAUCAGACCAAACAUCAUUUUCAUCACCCAGAAAUAAUACAGGUAUGCAUGACCUUUAUAAUAAUUAUAAAUUGAUAAUUAUAAUCAAUUUUUUUUUUUGCCCAGAAGAGUAACCCGGGUUUAAGAAAUUUAUUAAGCUUGUUUUUUUUUUUAUACUGAAUUUUUCAGGACGGUGUUUGGAAAUUGCACACUGUUCCUGACAGGACAUUGAGUAAUCCCUAUCAUUCUUGCUCAUUUUCCUACACAAGGGAAAUAACGGUUAUAGAUGAAAGAGGUAAAGCUAUCCCUAAAGACCAAACCAUGAUUGUUGUUCAUGUUAAUGUAGUCCUGGUAUUCACUUUUUGCAGUUAUUUAAUAUAUUGUAAACAUUUAUAUUGUUUUGGUGAGCUUAAUUCUAAGGUUAUUAAAAUAUCGGUAUAAAGUCAGCAAUGUUCUUCUUUGUUGAAUAUUUUUUUCUGAAGGUGGUCAGCAUCUAUUGAAGAUUCUCUGUUGCACUUGUUUUAGUGUGGCAGAGAGUUUUCUGUUUCAAGGUUUGUGGCCUGCUACGCCAGUGGAACCAACCUUGGCAUUCACCACAAGUCUGAUGGAAUUUACCCUGGCACUUGUGAUGGAAUGCCAAGUUUCCAUUUUUGAUCUUGUGAAGGCCUUAGACUUCUACUCCCACCCUCUCAUAAAGGUUCGUUAUAGGUUUAGCUGUAAAUGACUCCAUCGUGUGAUAGUUAUCAGGGUCGGCCAGGGUUUUUGGGUAUAUGGUAUUAAGGGGCUUUUUUAAUUCGGGUAUACGGUAUAUUUCAGCUGAAAGAUGGGUAUACUACUAAUUUCGGGUAUAUAGUAGACUAUAUAACGCUUUGAUUAAUUUUAGGUAUAUUGGGAGAAAUCUUGGGUGUUUUGGGGUAUUUUGGCGGAUCUUUUUCAGGUAUACUGGUAUACCACUAUCCCCCGCUGGCCGACCCUGAAUUAUUGAGGGCAAAACCAAAUAAACCAUCACACAAAUAAUAUAGAAAUCAUGAGAUCAUAAUAUAUUAUUGCUUUAGUAUAAAUCUUCAUGACCUAGCCAAAACUUUAUCAUGAUCUCCUUCAUAGAUAAUGAAACUAAACAAAUGAAAAUACAGUUGAAGCUCUCAUACAUGUACACCCUCGGGACACGUUAAAAGUGUCUGUAACUGGAGCUGGCCACCUUACAAGAACUGUUCUCAUAAGCGGCCACCACCAGAGGUGUAGCCUAGAUGUCCGCUUAUGAGAACUUUCCCAGCUAACAAAUAUUUGGAAGACAAAAAAUACCACCAAAUGAAAUAUUGCAAACUACACAAUGUUAUGAUAAUGGUGAGUGUACAGUACUGUAUACUGCAGAAUAGAAUCCAGUUCCUUCUGCAAGUUCUAAACUUCCAGACUCAAACUGAUUACUACUCACUAUCUAUCACAGAAUAGAUAGUAGGUAGGGCAGCCAAUCAGAGAAUAGCAUUCGUGAUAGAUUUACAAUAGAACAGAUGUAGCAAAUUGUUAUAUUUGUUAUUUAUUGUUUUAAUUGCAGAAAAGGAAGAUAUAUGACCAAUUUAUUGACAGCUUUGAGGAAUUCAGGUGGCUUAACAAUUAAUGUUUGUGAAUUUAGAACUUCCAGCAAACAGUUAUCUUGCAACAUCCCAGUUUUAUGUGUAUAAGACCUUUAGAAGUGUUUUAAUGAGUAACUUAGAUUGUAGUUAAAUGUUUUGGAUCAACUUUAUCCUUAGUUUAAAUUUUAUUAUCCUUUGUUUCUAUGUAUGGUAAUUUAUGGUGAUAUAUGCAGAUAACCAGUUUAAAACAAAGAGAACUGAAUGAAGUGUUAUAAAUUUGACACAAAGCAUCAACUGAUACCUCGGUAGAUGGUAAUGAAGACCAUAGAAAUUUGGUCAAGUUAAAAGUUAGAAAUACCUUGUGGUCAACACAGUUUAGGUUGUAAAACCAUGCAAAGUCUCUUGAGGUGAGCUCCUGUAUUCAGUGCAUUUGGUGACACCCGGUGUUCUUCAUUUUUUUUUUUUUUUAGAAUCCAAUUCCUUCUGCAAGUUCUAAACUUCCAGACUCAAACUGAUUUGUAGAGUUUUUAUUUAAGUGGUUAUGUUAAAAAAUUAUUAUUUAAUACAAAGAUAAUUCUUGUUACUUUGUUUUGUGAAAAGGAAUAAAAACAACCAAUAUCCCUUUUGAUUGAGUUUUACAUAUAAUUAAAAGUAUUUUCCAGAAAAUAUAAGACUACAAGUGAAAGAAGAAAUUACUCAAAUAUCUGAUUUAAUUCUUAGGCCACGAUAGUGCAACAAAUAAUUAUCUAUUGUCAUUAAUGCUGGUUCAAAAAAUACCAUAUGGUUUGGUAAUUUGAACUCGAUAGAUGCUUUUAUUAGUUUAAAAUGCUUAUUAGUGUAAACACUGUGCACAUUAAAGGUAUGUCUCUUUACAACAGGUAUCAUGUAAAGGCUCUCCAGUGUUUUACUGAAAAUGAGGUUUGCCCACUCAGGCAUCCAGUUUGUCCUGCUUGUCCCAAGGUAAAACUUUGAAAACCUCUGCUGCCAUUUUCAAAGAACUAAAUUCAGAUUAAUUAAAGUAGUUUUCAAUAUAGAGAUUAAAUGUUAUGUUGUGGUGCAUUUUUAGUUCUCAGCACCUCAGACGCAGCCUGACACUUCCACUGGUGCCAGUGAAGGUGUGUUUUAUUCAUGUGUAUGGCUAAAACUCUCACACACCCACACACACACACACUCACACACAAAAUAUAGUUCAUCGGUGAUAGACAGAACUACAACACAAUAACGAUUUGAUUUUAAAAAACGCCGUACUUAUCACUGCUCGUGUGUUCCUGUGUGUUUGUUUUUAAUUAUAUAUUUAUAUUUUUGAACUUGAUUUUUCCGGCUUUUAAUCUGACUGGACAAUCAUAGUGACACCAAUAGGAAACUGCUGUCUUUUAGUCACUAUACUUAGCAUUUUAUUUGAGCAAUUCAGUCAAUUCAAUUUAUACUUCUUUGUCUGGUUUAGGUAAUGAAGUUGAGCUGUUUGACAACUCCAACAAACUCGUUUGUCGGGGUGUUGUAACUGCUCAAGCCAUGGUACACGGCCGGGCACUGAAAACCGGAUGGGCCGCAGUGAUGAUACAGGAUAUCUUGUCAAAGGGAAAAGUGGAGCCAUGGCAAGAAUAUCCCACCCAUUCUGGGGAAGUAGAAGAAGGGAGUUUUGUCGCCUGGCCGACUGCUUACAUCCAACCGCGACGAGAAGCUCUGCAAACUGCCCGGCCGAAACAAAACCUUUCGGAGACGCAGGGUUUAAAGGAUGCCCUUCAUCCCGACAAGUUUGUCUCUCCCGGGACAAUAAUGUCCAGGGAUAGAUAGCUACGAAGUAGAAAGUGAAAACAUUAUGAUUCCACUAUUGCGCCAUUUUACCAUAUUUGGACAUGAGAACGCGCAAAUCAUGAGCCUGUAAUGCCCCGGUUUGACUGUUUUAGAACAGAGCAAAUACGGACGGAAAGCGUAGAGCAACAAAAUGGUUGGACAAAAGGGAGCAAAAUUGACUUGUUUACGUCCUUUACGCUUGACUCUUAAGCGACGACCUUUCGACGGGAACGCAUUUUUUUAACUCAAUAGAAGGAAACUUGCGAGGACAUUUAAUUCUUUUUGUUUGUGUUGUUUUCGUCAUUCGCGCACGCUUCAUAAGAUCGAUAAGAUUCUCAGGCGAUGGAGGUUGUAUUUCAAAAACUAGGUGCCAAAAUGCUAGAAAAUGGCGCAAUAAUGAAAUAAUAAAUCCCUUAUUGGAUGGUUUAACAUGUAAUACGUCCGGACAUUUAGCUCGUUUUGCUACGCAACUCGCAAAAUACCCGCGCGUAUUAUAUGUUAAACCAUCAAGAAGGUGUAUGUAACGGUUCACUGUAAAGUUAAGCAACCACACAGAGGACGACAACGAAAAUGCAAUGUGGGAGGCUAACCUUUCCUUCUGGAAAUUUCAUUGAGACUCUUGAAACUAUUUACAUUCAUAGAAUGGUGCUGACAAAGACAUAAAGCUUUAUUUGAGGUUAUUCGUGUUGUUUCUUUGUACAGUUUAGCAGAUUGCAAAACACAUGUGCAGGUCUUUGCCCUGCAGUGUUCUUCCUCCCUCUUCUCUUAAGCGAUGUUCUCGUUGCCAACGCUGUUGUGGUUGCGUAAAUUCCCUAUUGUAAAAAAAAAAAAUGCAGUUUGCAUGGAAUGAGAUAACCAAAGUUGUAAUUCAUAAGUCUGUUUAUCGUUUCCUUUUCUCAUGAUUCUGUGUUCUCUUAGUCGAUACUAAUCUGUUACAUCUUGCUGACUUAUAUUCUAUUUUAAAUACAAAAUCAUGAUUAGGAUAGGAACGAAGGAUCCUCCACUGUCACUUGCUACUACACACUCUAAUAAAUCACUGUACAUAUCAAUAAAUAGGAUAGCCGAGAUAUAUUAAAAUGAACUUAUUGAUGCG